This is a messenger RNA of Danio rerio (zebrafish), 1821 nucleotides long. The record is from RefSeq and is a predicted model, not a curated record. Lineage: Eukaryota; Metazoa; Chordata; Actinopteri; Cypriniformes; Danionidae.
AUUUCUUCAUAAAAGUCUAAAAACGGCCACUGAGGACCUAAAGAAAUACUUUUUUAACCACAAGGUGGCGCCCCAUGAUUGGAUUACAGCCUUCUCUUUGCUUUGCUGGCAGUAUUAACUGAGUGGCCUAAACAGGUCUUACUAAGUUACUAAUCAGUCAUUUGCUCAUUUAAUUUUUUAAAAACAACCACAUAUCUUUCACAGUAUUAAAAAAAAGUGGUCAGCUAGCAUUCCAGCUAUGUGCUAUUAGCUAAUCACAACCAACGUGCGUUUAACAAUCAAUAUGUUGCAGUAAAUGAAAAAACAAAAUACAAAACUCUCAGCCAGUCUUAUCUUAUCUAAAUGUGUGUGCGUUUGUUUAAUACCAACAGCUGCUUCGCCUGUCUGGUCAGAUAUUUUUAGGGAUGACAAGCAGAGAGGAAACCCGAACACAAGGACAACGCAGCACAAGCUAUCAGUACACACAAAAAGACCCUCUCUUGAUGAACAGUUUGACUUACAGAUUGCUUCUUCCUCUUAUGAGUUCAGCGUGGAUUGUUGUGGUUUGUGUGGCGAUGGUGGCCAGACUGGGUUUCUCUCAGAUAGAUUUGGCUGAGCAGAACAGCAGGGAACCUUGCGCCCGCUGGAUGAGGGGUGUUUCUGGCACGCCGGGGUUUGGUGGCAUCCCUGGACGAGACGGACGUGAUGGACGUGAGGGGGAGAAGGGAGAUAAUGGAGAGCCAGGCCCCAAAGGACCAACCGGCGAGCCAGGUAAACCAGGAGAUGAAGGAUUUCCAGGCAAAAGAGGAUUUCCUGGAAACCCAGGCCUGAAAGGAGAAAGUGGAGAGGCUUCCUUCCCCUACCACUCAGCUUUUAGCAUGGGACUCACAGAUAAAGUCAGCCCUGCCAGUGGAUCUCCCAUCCGCUUCACCAAAACCUUCUACAAUGAACAACAUCACUACGAUGACAUCUCCGGAAAGUUUCGCUGCGCCAUUCCUGGGAUCUACUACUUCACAUAUCACCUCACCAUCAAUGGCAAGGAGACCAAGGUAGCAAUAUUUCGAAAUGGCCGAACUGUGGCCUUCACUCUUGACCAGUUCCACAGCGGAAAUCUGGAUCAGGCCUCAGGAGGGGUGAUUUUGAAUCUGUCUUCUGGAGAUGAGGUUUGGCUUCAGUUGUAUGAUGACAUAUUUGAUGAAGGGAUUUAUGUCGAUUAUAACAACGACUCCACCUUUUCUGGCUUCCUUUUGACGCCUAAAGUUUUAAGCAACUCAUUUGACAACCGCAAACGCUAAAAUGUCUUUAUCACUUAAGCUCACUGUACUGAUUAUUGCUGUGUGUUUUAAGAUCUAGAGGCCAGAUAUGUUCACAGAGUGUCUGACUACACAUCAGGCCAAUUGGCUUCCUCUCUGUAGGCUACUUUUAAGAUAUUUUAAUCAUUGUUCAAGGUCAGUUCAUACCAUCAUAUGUGCUGAGACAUGACCUUGUAAUUAUAUUUAUGUUAUAAAUUAGAUCAUGUUUGGAGUGCAGCAGCAAUAGGCGAAAGAUUUUAAUGAAGCAAAAUAUCAUCACAGCUGUUAGGAAGUAUGAUUCAUUAUUGUUUAUUAAAAAUAUUCUCAGGCUAAUUGAGACAUCUGUGUCACAACUUGGAAUAUUCUAUAAUUUGAAGAAACUAUUCAUUGUGAAGAGUUUUCACGUCUCUCUAAACUCCAGAGACAGUUAACAGGAAUCCUGCAAAUUAAAUGUCACGUAACUGACACAAAGUUUGAGUUGUUAAAGUUUGUGAAAGCAGUAUAUGACAUGUACUGAUGGGGUGCUUGUUAUUAAAUAUUUGUAUGCUAA